Messenger RNA from Fomitopsis serialis, 567 nucleotides. RefSeq lists its product as uncharacterized. NCBI's taxonomy places the organism in Eukaryota, Fungi, Basidiomycota, Agaricomycetes, Polyporales, Fomitopsidaceae. The record is from RefSeq and is a predicted model, not a curated record. The transcript has 6 exons. The coding region runs from base 1 to 567 and encodes 188 amino acids.
AUGCCUCGACCAGAGACGUUGUCCCCGUCCUCCGUCUGGGCGCUGUUCAACUUCAGUAGCCUCUAUCUCAUCGGUUACGCAUGGCUCCUUGGCAUGUCUAUUUGGGUUACGUUCUUUGCGGGGCAAAUUGCCUUUAGAGCCUUGCCCAGACACCAGUUCGGUGCACUUCAACACCGUGUUUUCCCGGUCUACUUCAGUCAGAGCAUCAUCGGGGCCGCCGGGCUCCUAGUCCUCUGGGUCCGCGCCCACCCCGACGUAUCAGCCCACAUUUUCAGCCCCGCUGUCGCGGAUGUAGCGCAGGCCUACGUUCUAGUGUCUGUUCUCGUAAUGCAGGCGGCCAAUUACUUCGUGGUGGGACCUCUGACGAGCAAAGUGUUGUUUGAAAGACACAAGCUGGAGAAAUCCGAGGGCAAAUCCUAUAACGAGCAGGGGGUGUCCACCGACAUGAAGACGCUAAAUAGGCGUUUCGGCAUGGCUCACGGAAUUAGUUCACUCUGCAACCUGUUGGCUGUUAUUUCGCUGAUCUUCCAUGGCCUUUGGAUUGCCAACGCCAGUACUGGUUUAUAA